AUGAUACACUGUGGUAUCCAUGAUGUAAAUGGAGUAUUCCAAACUUGGAUGACAACUAUCUAUGCGCUGAACCAACUUGAGCAAAGAAGGAAACUGUGGGAAGACUUGAAACAAAUUCAUGACAGCCAACAAGGCCCUUGGUUCCUUAUGGGCGAUUUCAACAAUUUAACUAAAUCCAUGGACAGAAUAGGUGGGAACCUGGUGACUGAAAAAGAGUUUGAAGAUCUCAGAAGCUUGAUGGAUCAUGCUGGCUUGUUUGAGAAGGAUAUCACAGGAGACUAUUUUACCUGGACAAAUAAACACUCUAUAGGUACCAUUUAUUCAAAAAUUGACCAUGUUCUUGGUAAUAUAGACUGGCUGCAGGAUAAUAUUGAUUUGAAGCUGGAGAUUCUCCCUCCUAGUAUCUCUGAUCACUGCCUUUUAGGCUUGAAUGCUGAGAAGAUUAACAGAGCAGUACACAAAAAAUUCAAAUUUAUAAAUAGUGUGGUGAAGAUAGCAGAUUAUCAUGACACUGUCAAACAGAACUGGAACAAAGAGAUUACUGGCAUACCCAUGGCUAGACUGUGGUAUAAACUGAUGAGAUUGCAAGCUCCCCUAAGCAGACUGAGCAAACAGUUUUCAAACCUCCAGCAGACCAUUGUCCAAGCAAGGAAUGAUUUAUUACAAACCCAGGAAAGUCUCAUAAUGGACAGAAUGAAUACUGAGAUCAUUGAGAAGGUUAAAACCUAUACUGAUGAAUUUACCCAUCUGCAAGAACUUCAGGACCAAAUGCUGAGACAGAGGACAAAGAUUAAUUGGCUUAGAGAAGGCGAUACAAAUUCAUCUUUCUUCUAUGCUUACCUCAAAUCCAGGACUACAACCACAAAUAUUAGCCAACUCUAUAAAGAUGACGGUACCUGUAUUCACAACCAGGAAGACAUAGAAAAAGAGGUGUGUGAGUUUUAUGGAAAAUUGAUGGGCACAAGGGAACCUAUAAUAAAUACGAUUGAUAUUGAUGUCAUGAGGGAGGGGCCUCAACUGUCCAUAGAACAAAAAGCUGAUCUAAUUUCACCAGUGUCUGUUACUGAAAUCACUAAUGCCUUAAAAGGGAUAGGUGACCUUAAGAGCCCAGGUAUAGAUGGUUACGGAGGAAAAUUUUUCAAAGCCAGCUGGGACAUUGUUGAUAAAAAUGUUAUUGAAGUUGUUACAGAAUUCUUUGAGCAGAAUGUGAUUUAUAAAGCUUUCAAUGAAACAAUUGUUACUCUUAUUCCUAAACAGCCGGACGCCAAAAUCUUGAAAGAUUACAUGCCAAUUGCUGGAUGCUCAACAAUCUACAAAAUCAUAUCCAAGAUCCUCACAACUAGACUUGGGAAGGUGUUGGGUAACAUCAUCAGUAAAGCGCAGGCAGCCUUUGUUCCAGGUCAGAAAAUCCAUUCUCACGUCUUACUAGCUAUGGAACUUUUAAAAGGUUAG
Messenger RNA from Lathyrus sativus (Indian pea), 1452 nucleotides. NCBI's taxonomy places the organism in Eukaryota, Viridiplantae, Streptophyta, Magnoliopsida, Fabales, Fabaceae. The record is from the annotation of a GenBank genome assembly.